CCCGUCGCACCACAGCGCGGAACAGCCGGCCUCGCCAUUGGUCUCCCUGGACGUCAGUCUGCCGGAGAGGGGGCGGGAGCAGGGAAAUCGAGCCUGUGCUCUAGUUUCUCUUCUCACACAGAUGCUGCCGCUGGGUCAGUGUCAUGCCGUGUUUUAAUAAUAACGGAGUCAAAACAGCGACAGCGAGGAGAAGCUGGGGAAACACUCACAUCAGCAUUUCUGCUUUUUGAGACGAGCGGACAAUGUGACAUAACCCAGCAGCAACUUCCGAUACAAAAAGACUAAACGCCCUUUAUCCACCUUUUUAUUCGUCUUUCACGACCUCUUCACGGCUGCUAUUGUCUCGCUCACCUUUGACACAGCUGGCGGGCAGUCACCGGCUCUACUUGUGCACUUCACUGCGGUCAUCCAUCUGCGAGGAGGCCUGCGGUUUGUUGGUAAACACGAAUCGGAUCCCGACGGCAAGGACUCCAUCUGGUGCAUUGAUGCACCCGUUUCAGUGGUGUAACGGGUGCUUCUGUGGUCUCGGACUCGUUUACUCCAACAAGUCGUGCACCAUGCCGCCCAUCACCUUCCAGGACCUACCUCUCAACAUCUACAUGGUGAUCUUCGGGACAGGCAUCUUUGUCUUCAUCCUGAGCCUCAUCUUCUGCUGUUAUUUCAUUAGCAAACUACGACACCAAGCACAGAGUGAGCGGUUUGGAUACAGAGAGGUAGUUUUAAAAGGAGAUCCAAAAAAGUUGAGUCUUCAUGGGCAGACGUGCGCUGUGUGUCUGGAGGACUUCAAAGUGAAAGACGAGCUGGGAGUGUUGCCAUGCCAACAUGCUUUCCACAGGAAGUGUUUGGUAAAGUGGCUGGAGGUGCGCUGUGUCUGCCCCAUGUGCAACAAACCCAUAGCCGGCCCGCCUGAGCAGCACCACAGUAUAGGAACUCUGCUGGAUGAACUGGUAUAACCUCUCAGCCUCAACCAGCCUGGUCGGGACGCCGACGCCCGGCCAAACUAGCUGGUGUGAGUUAGUGACCAACAGGAAGAGGGAGACCGCUUUGCUGUUUAAACACGGCAAAGCACAAAAAUGAUCUGAAGGAUGCUGUUGCCUAGCAACAAUCUCCAUGAUAGCAACACAACACCUUGUGGUGUCUAAGAGAUUAUCUUCAGCCGCCCACACAUCACUCCAGCACUCUCCUUUCACGAUCCCGUUCUACAUGCCUUUUCUCCACGUCCCUCACAUCCUCUCUUGUUGGUUCGACUGAGGUUAACAGCAGCACUGAAUGGAGGGCAGUUUUUUCUCACUGAAGUGGACAAAUGAGUGUUGAUGAACAGCAGUGCUCGCAAGAAGAUGCCGAUCCCCUCUGAGUGUGUAUCAGUGCUGCCUGUAAUGUGCUACCAGGGGUUAAAUAUUAUCCAUAUUGGCUGAGUUAUUUAAAACUCUGGAAAAAUUAUUCCAGUAUGUGGCACUCCAUGAAUUUUUUUCAGUUGACAACUUUUGAGACAAAAUUAUAGUUUGUGUUUGGCAUCCUCGGCAGUAGCUCAAGGUCAGUUUUUAAGAUGUAGUAGAAAAGAACAGGCAGAAGAACAACAAACUGAAGCCGGGGAGAAUAAAUAUCACUGUAGCAAAGACACAGAGGGCUUGAUAAAACUAAGAAAUACUUUUUUUUAUGAUUAAAUUGAGGUCAUGCUGCUAAAAUUCAAGGAAAGACGACCCGUUUGCUGUGAAUCCUCCAGACAGUUGGCUGCUCUAUAUAUAGAAAAAAGUCCAGGACUGCCGAACGUUUGUAAAAACAGCCUUCGAGAUGCAGCUCCAGCUUUCGUCCAUGUGUGAUAAACGUCUGCAUCAAGUCUCUCUUACAAACCAGUUAUUUCUGAUGUAACGUCUAAAAUCCAUACUGGUGCCAACCCCUACAGUACCACAGGCUCUAGCUGUUUUCUGUUGUUGUUGUUCAAGGGGAUGUUUUAUUGUCCUGUUGUGUUCUCAUGUUAAUAUAGAAGGAACACAUCCUGACUUUCACGGUAACAGUUUUGUUGAAAUGUGUUGAAAGGGUUUUUUAUUUUUAGGUUUUGCACUUUGAGUUCAGACACGCACACACGCACACACGCACACACACGUUUCCAUGCCUUUGUUCUUAUAAAUGUUAGACUUCGGUUUGGUUACAGCACAGCUGUGUUUUGAGGUGUGGUGAAUCUUUCAUAAAAGUCUGUGAAGUAUCAGAGCUGGGUGAUAAAGGGAGCAGCAGUGCAAGCCCUCAAUGAAUUCACCUGGGAAGCAACUAAAUCUCACUCUCAUAAACCGCGUUUUCGUGGCAUUAUUGCAGGUGGUUUACAUUCCUCAGCCGUAAGUUAUUUUUGUCUAUUUUGUGAUUUACAGAUUUUGAAAGCAAAACACUGCCUAAAUUGAGCACAAAACUCACAAAGCACAUUGUCCAGAUACAGCAGGCAGCUGCACUGUAAUUAAAAUGUGCCAUGUGCCAAAAAGAAAGAAAAGAAAACAACAAACAAACAAACAAAAAAAGAGUUGAUCAUGUUUCAUUUUCUGCACACGAGAAAAAGAAAUGUUCACUCUGAUUCUGACCACAUUCCACAUUUUGUAAUCCAACAGAUGUAAAUAAGUUAAACAAUAAAAAAUACAGUUCUCUGGUCA
Molecule: messenger RNA, 2636 nt
Organism: Oreochromis niloticus (Nile tilapia)
Lineage: Eukaryota; Metazoa; Chordata; Actinopteri; Cichliformes; Cichlidae
Gene: rnf122
Product: ring finger protein 122
Exons: 6
Coding region: 486-953 (155 amino acids)
Biological process (GO): ubiquitin-dependent protein catabolic process
Cellular component (GO): nucleus
Molecular function (GO): ubiquitin protein ligase activity
Source: RefSeq, a predicted model, not a curated record